AUGCAAGAGCAAGGGAUAAGUAUGAUGGGGUCUGGAGGAAUCGGAGGAAUAAGUGCUAAUGAUGUGUCCGUGGCGGUUUCCGGCGAGUUGCACCACCAGCUCAAGUCGGAGAUCGCCACCCACCCGCUGUACGAGCAGCUGCUCUCCGCCCACGUAGCGUGCCUGCGUGUGGCCACCCCUAUUGAUCAGCUGCCACUUAUUGAUGCGCAGCUCUCUCAGUCCCACCACAUCUUGCGCACUUACGCUCAAAACGCCACUCACUCACUUCCUCCACAUGAACGCCAAGAACUCGACAACUUCUUGGCACAGUACUUGUUAGUUUUGUGUUCAUUUAGAGAGCAGCUGCAGCAACAUGUCAGAGUCCAUGCUGUUGAAGCUGUCAUGGCCUGCCGUGAAAUUGAACAGAACUUACAAUCUCUCACCGGAGCAACACUGGGCGAAGGAACCGGAGCUACAAUGUCAGACGACGAGGAUGAGCUGCAAAUGGAUUUCUCUUUAGAUCAAUCUGGAGCUGACGGCCAUGAUCUAAUGGGGUUCGGCCCGUUGCUUCCAACUGAAUCCGAACGUUCUUUGAUGGAGAGAGUGAGGCAGGAACUCAAAAUCGAGCUGAAACAGGGAUUCAAGUCGAGAAUCGAAGAUGUGAGAGAGGAAAUAUUAAGAAAAAGAAGGGCAGGGAAAUUACCUGGCGACACAACCACCGUGCUCAAGAAUUGGUGGCAGCAGCACUCAAAGUGGCCUUAUCCAACUGAAGACGACAAGGCGAAGCUAGUAGAACAAACAGGGCUGCAGCUGAAGCAAAUAAACAACUGGUUCAUAAACCAAAGGAAACGCAACUGGCACAGUAACUCACAGUCGGCCACAUCUCUCAAGUCCAAGCGCAAGCGAUAGAUUAUGACAGUCGAUUGUGCUAUAUGAACAUUAGGUGACUUCUGAUCUGGGACGAAAUUCAGCAUGAAACAAUUGUGAAGUAACUUGAAACUAAUGGUCUUAGUUAACUGUUAGAUCAGCCGUGUAAGAACGUCGUAUAUACAUAUAUAUGUGUGUAGAUUUGUAUGUUGAGAUAAGAAAACCCUGCUAACAAACUUGUAAGAAAUGGGGGUAUAUAUAUAUCUAUAUAUGUAUAUACCUCCAUUGUAAUAACUUUUGCCACCAUGUAGUAAAUUUGUGUGAUGAACUUA
Sesamum indicum (sesame) is the source of this 1178-nucleotide messenger RNA. RefSeq names its product homeobox protein knotted-1-like 7. The record is from RefSeq and is a predicted model, not a curated record. Gene Ontology annotation, molecular function: DNA binding. NCBI's taxonomy places the organism in Eukaryota, Viridiplantae, Streptophyta, Magnoliopsida, Lamiales, Pedaliaceae. Gene Ontology annotation, biological process: regulation of DNA-templated transcription. Gene Ontology annotation, cellular component: nucleus.